AAUGUAACUAGCCAUGUUUACCAGUUAACCAGGCUCACCCACUCGCGCUGUUUGUUAGCACAGCUGUUGGUUAGCCAGAAAACAAUAUCUACAAAGAACUUGGAAAUGGCCUACAUCAGUCAGUCAUGGAAGUUAAAACGCUACGGGCGUUUUGAUCCCGGCUCUACAGAGACAAAGCACUGGCAGGUAUUUGACGCAAGUUGCAAUAAACCUGAAAUUUUCCUCACAAUUGUGGACUCUGGAUACUUGCUGGUAUUGCAAGGACAGGAAAGCUUGGACACAAUCCCUUUGCUCUGUGGACACGAUUGCCUCAAAGUACACCAGAAAUCUGAUAACCUGAUGUUUCGAUUUACUGUGAAGGGAGAGAGCCGCAUGAUGAGGAUGCAGUUUGAUGGAAGUAGCAGAACAGAGGCAACAAAGGAGUGUUCAAGUGCUGUGGAAAAACUGAAGGAGUACGUGUCUGUCAGCACCGAGGAUGACGCCCCAUUGCCCCCUAAUCAGCCCCCCGCUGAGGUCACUGCACCAGCGACACAGCAGGGAGAGGCUGCGGGAGUGGAGCCUGAGGUUGUCCAAGGAUCAUUGUCCAUCAAGCGUCUCACCCAGCACAUGUUGGGAGAGACUGCUGUGACUCUGCCUCAAGUAUACCGCCACGGUUCUGUGGAACAAGGUGACCUGGAGCCCAUGUUGCGUGUUUGUCUGCUGGAUCCUAGCUUUCCUGCAUUUGUGGAGAAGGUGGAGGGGGAGCUGAGGAAACUGCUCCAAGAGUGAAGAAUCUCAACAACCGCCGAAAGCAGAAAGGUCAAUUCAGUGCUAUGUGUUUUUUUUGUUUAUGGUAUAGUUUGUGUAGGCAGUGCCUGGUGGUGGUGGAGUGUUUCUCGCUGUGCUGCCGAUGUUUUUUGAAAUGUUACACACAUUGGUUGUUAUUGUAUAUGGCCUGAAGAGGAUGCUCUGGAAUGCUAUUGAAUUUAUGUGGUUAAAUGAAGAAAUUGCAAAAAAAAAAAAAA
Messenger RNA from Sebastes umbrosus (honeycomb rockfish), 1004 nucleotides. It is a transcript of the gene rec114, whose product is annotated as REC114 meiotic recombination protein. The record is from RefSeq and is a predicted model, not a curated record. The coding region runs from base 106 to 768 and encodes 220 amino acids. The transcript has 6 exons. Lineage: Eukaryota; Metazoa; Chordata; Actinopteri; Perciformes; Sebastidae.